CCACAGCCUCAAAACCUCCUUUCAUACUUUCCCAUCUUAAACCCUUUGAGAGAGAGAGAGAGAGAGGGGGAGGGAGAUAUGGCCUAAUCCUGUUGGUUCCAUUGCUCUCUCGCCUCUCCAUCUCCAAACCGAGCGACGGAGAGAGACGGAGAUGGCAUCCCUGUUUGGGCUUGCGGCUCCAGCCAUAUCAAAAAUCAUCUAUGGAAGAAACCAUCUUCCUCUCUCGCCUUUGAAGUCCAAUUCCGCUGUCUCUCUCCAAUUUACUGUGCAAAGGACGGAUAAGCUUGGUCUUCGGUACAAUUUUCCGAAAUGCUCCGCCCGGUACACCACCGACUUCGUGCAGGAAGAACGAGUGGUCUAUCCGCGGCCGUCUGAAAUCCCUUGGCAGAAAGAGCUCGCCAAUUCCGUCAAUCUCAUCGGUGUUGUUGGGACGCCUGUUCAAAUUAAGCACCUGGAUAGCGGGAAGGUUCUUGCUUGGACUCGACUUGCCGUCAAAACGUCGGCCACAGAGACACUCUGGAUAGGUCUGACAUUUUGGAAUGAGUUGGCUUAUGUGGCAUUUCAGCACAUGGAAAAAAGCCAGAGAAUCUAUGUAUCUGGCAGGCUUGUAUCAGAUGUAGUUAAUGGAGAUGAUGAUAAACCCCAAGCAUACUACAAGGUUGUCGUCAAUCAGCUAAAUUUCAUUGAGAAGAGCUCAGGUUCCUCGUUAUAUGAAUCAGAUAAAAACUCCAUGAACUCAGGUGAAAGGCGUGGAACAUAUUCUGGAACUCAGACAGGCACGACUCAGGAGCUAUGGCAAGCGUUUUUUGCCAACCCUUCUGAAUGGUGGGAUAACAGGAGCAGCAAGAGAAAUCCUAAGUACCCAGAUUUCAAGCACAAGGACACUGGAGAAGCUUUAUGGAUAGAAGGAAGGAACAAUCCGUCAUGGGUUAAGUCACAGCUGGCUGUCCUCGACUCAAAAAUGCAGUCUCUCCAAAGAGACGAGUCAAAUAUGCAGUUUUUGUUCUCAUCCAGCAAAGACCUCUAGCCCUUCUGAUUCCCUGGGAGCUCCUCUCAUUUUUGCUCGCGGUUGGAAAAAAAAAAAAAACCUGCCAUAUUAAGAUGAUUUAGUUCAAUGCGCACAGUUUUCCUCUGCAUUUGUAUAUUUGUCAUCUUUUAUCGACCAGUAUUAAUCGUCUCUUAUCAAUUUGUUGGUGCCAAGUUUCUGUAUAAAAUUCUUAAUUUUGGUUUU
Molecule: messenger RNA, 1231 nt
Organism: Nymphaea colorata (pocket water lily)
Lineage: Eukaryota; Viridiplantae; Streptophyta; Magnoliopsida; Nymphaeales; Nymphaeaceae
Product: protein OSB2, chloroplastic-like
Exons: 5
Coding region: 152-1027 (291 amino acids)
Biological process (GO): mitochondrial DNA replication; positive regulation of helicase activity
Cellular component (GO): mitochondrial nucleoid
Molecular function (GO): single-stranded DNA binding
Source: RefSeq, a predicted model, not a curated record